AUGCAGAGCCUUCUAAUUAUUGCACCUUUUUUUGUUUUGACGGCAUAUGCCGAUCUAGCCACCGAACAUACUAAACUCAAAAAAAUCCAGACCGAAUGUGAAACCAAAUUGGGAGAACCCAAGAACCUCUUCAUAAAAAUGAUAGAAGAUGAAUAUAUAGGAGAAACGCAAAAAGCUGGCAAGAUGGCGCUUUGCAUUAUCACCGGCAUGGGUAUCUUGAAUCAAGAUGGCGUACUGAUAGCAGAUAAUUUCAAAGUGCACGUGGAACGACUGGUCGAAGAUGAAGACAAACGUAAGACGAUAAUAGAUACUUGUGGACAAAUCAAGGGAAGUGGACCCGAGGAAAAUGCAUUGAAUUUUGUAAAAUGUAUGGAGGAUAAUGUACCUCGCGCUAUUGCGAAAGAAUUUUUAAAGUAA
Psylliodes chrysocephalus is the source of this 417-nucleotide messenger RNA. The record is from the annotation of a GenBank genome assembly. Lineage: Eukaryota; Metazoa; Arthropoda; Insecta; Coleoptera; Chrysomelidae.